This is a messenger RNA of Aaosphaeria arxii CBS 175.79, 1734 nucleotides long. RefSeq names its product WLM-domain-containing protein. The coding region runs from base 138 to 1505 and encodes 455 amino acids. The transcript has a single exon. Lineage: Eukaryota; Fungi; Ascomycota; Dothideomycetes; Pleosporales. The record is from RefSeq and is a predicted model, not a curated record.
CUGAUCACGGUCGUUUUGGCAUUAUCGCCUUGGGUUUUUGCGACCGACUACAACUGCGCAAAUGUGCACAUCGUAUACGCCGUAUUUUGUUUCUAUCACUCGAACCCAGCUUCACAUCCCAUGCCGUUACCGUCGUGAUGCCCUUAGGUUUCGAACGUCUCAACGAGCGCUCUCAGCGCCCGAAUGCGUUGAUCAACUUCAUUCGCCCACUCCCAGGGCAGACCGCCCCCACUGCUGAAAAGAUUCUCAAUCGCGUCGCUGCCAUAUGCUAUCCGUUCAUGAAAAAACACAUGGUACUCGUCCAAGCUCUCGAAGAGUUCCCGUACAACAACGAGUUCGUUGGCCGCAACUUCAAUGCCGGGGAGGUCAUACAACUGGUCCUACGAAAUCGACAGGGACAAUGGCUACCCGAACGAUGGGUCAUGAUGGUCAUGGUACAUGAACUCGCGCACUGCAAGCAAAUGAAUCACUCCAAGGCAUUCUGGAAGGUGCGGAAUGAAUACGCAGAGGACUUGAAAGAUUUAUGGCAAAAGGGAUAUACGGGUGAAGGGCUGUGGGGAAGAGGUCGGAAUCUUGAUUCGGGGCGUAUGCAGUCUGGAAGUACCGACGUGGGCGAUGUUCCAGAGCAUCUAUGCGGCGGAACGUAUGGACGACGAAGCAAACGAAAGAGGGGCAGAAAGACAAAAGAGAAUAUGAGCUAUGCAGAAAGAAAGCAGCGCCGUAUACUAAAGAAGUUUGGUGCUGGAGGCCAAGCGUUGGGCGAAGAUGAAGCUACGAAGGUCAAGCUGGAAGGUGGCGUGGCAAAGAAAGGGAAACCAAGAGUUGCUGGCAGUGCUAGAGGCAGGGAACUCAGAGCUGCUGCAGCAUUGGCAAGAUUUGACACCUCUAAGAAGGAAGAAGUCACCAUCAAAGAGGAAGAGUUAGACUCGGACACCGAUGAUGAUUACGAGGAUGUAGACGAAGCAGACGCUGCUUUCGAUAUCGAUGGGACGAAGUUGGUCGACAACAAAGGGCGUGCUUUGGUCAAGAUUUGUGAAGAUGACAAUGAAAACGAUGGAGAAGCCAAGAGGGAAAUGGAGGAAAUUCAAGAAAUUGACCUGAUCCAUGAAAGGCCAACAAAGUUAGAACCACCUCUUCGCUCGAAGCAACAGCCCCCAGGGGUGAAGUCAAUUUCAAAGAAGCCUGUUACACAAAUGAAGGAGGAACUGCCUUCUAAUGAUACUUUUCAUCGAAACGAAUCACAUAAAAAUCGACCGGCAUCCUCGAACGCAACUGAUGCAAAAGCAAACGCCCGGAGCUCUGUCGCAAGUACACAGGAAUGUUCUAUCUGCUCACUGGUCAACGAGCCUGGAACGUUAAUUUGUGCUGUUUGUUCUCACGUCCUCAACCUACACCUAGCACCAGAUCAUUGGAAUUGCGCACAACAAUCAUGCAAUACCAAAUAUAUCAACUCAGGAGACGCCGGUAUUUGCGGAUUGUGUGGCAGCUCGAGAAGGGAUUCCUAAUGCAUUCUGCGUCUGCUGCUUCUAAUGAUACCCCUUGUUUUUUUUUUUAACUUUAUACGAAUCAAUACGGUUCUUAGAACGCCGAUUGCUCAGACCACAGCACAAUGUAGUAUAACAAGACGAAUGCAGUGAUGAAAGAGCACAGCGAUCCUUCACCCGGGGAGAAGAGAAGCUCUAGCCAUUCUCUGAUAUUCCAGUGAAUGAAUAGACCCAAAAAAAAUACGAAGUC